UGGGGCAAUGACAUCACUUGUCCCCAAUCUCUAACUCGGAGUUUUAGGAAGGAAGUUAUUAUGAAGCAUAAUGAAUGCGGAGGUCCGAAUAUUGCAUGAGGGGACACUUGAGAAAUGCACGCAUGAUCACGGGAAAAAGGAUUGGAAGCGGCGAUAUUUUGUAUUCAAGCACAUAUUGGCAAGUAACAUCAGAAGCUUGGAGUUCUAUUCUGUUGGUAACAGUAAGAACUGGCGGACUGCAGAACCUAAAGGAGUGUUAGCUCUAUAUCCCGGGUAUGAAAUCAUAAAAGUUCACGAACCAAAGCGUCAUUUUGUCUUUGAAAUUAAAACAAUUGAUCAUACUUAUCGUUUGGCGGCUCAUUCUGAAGAUGAACUUAAUCAGUGGAUUGUUGUCUUGGAGAGAGAGAAUGUUGUCAAUUCAUUCUAUGUGGAUCCUGAAACCACAGACCAGAUGUUAAAGCUGGGAGCAACUGGCAAAUGUCAUCUCCAUGUAGCAAACAGUGAGCUACGACUUCUCUGUGCAAAAGAUGGAAGACUGCUUGUGGCAUGGCCUUUCACAUGUUUGCGGCGAUACAUGAGUGCAAGAGGAAAGUUCAUAGUCGAGGCUGGGCGAAGAGCUCCCACUGGAGAAGGAAAGUUUGCAUUUUUUACUCCUCAAUAUGACGAGAUUUAUAAGCUCUUGGACAACGUUGUGAAGUCCAGAGCAGGCCAUAAACCUUCCCAUGAAACACUGAAGAAGACACAUCCUGUGCCAAACGAUAGUGGAUCGCCAACUUGUAAAGAGACUGUAGAUGAUGGGUAUGACCAGCUGUCAUGCAUCCCUGUGACUACAUCAAGUAACACAAAUUCAUUAAAAGACACAUAUGCUGCUCCCUAUGGGCAUCUGCCAUCACGUGAUAUGACAAGAACAGGUCCAGUGCAUGGUGGUCAAGUUGCAUCUCAAGCUGCAUCCUCAGAUGAGAAUCGGUAUAACACACAGAGUCAACCAAUGCAUGGAUCUGAGAAACAAAGGAUCAGCCAACAUGACAAAAAACCUGUUAGUGCAAACGAGUACAAUGCUCUUGAUCAGCGCCCUGCUUUUCCUCAUCAAGGACAGGAUAUGUACAGUGUCCUUCGACAGGGUCCCAAUCCUCAAACAGGUACACAUCAGAAAGAGACAGAUGAUGUUUACAAUGUGAUUGGAGAGACUUUGCACUCUGUGCCACAUGCUAGUAUCCAGGAAAGUGAGGAUGUGUACGACACCUUGUCCUCUCCAAAAAGAAACAUAUUGCCAUCAAGCACAUCAGCUCCUGAGGAAACAUACAAUGCUCUGGAUCAUGGCUCACCAGUAUUGCCUCCUCGCAAAGGAAAUUUUAAUAGUCAAGCAUCUGUCAGAUCACCAAAGUUGGCUGUCAGGAAGCUUUUUGACUCAACACCAGAUGAAAUUGAUAAUAUGUACAACACACUAAAUACACAAAGACAUCCACCACUUCCUGUAAGAAAAACACCUGAGCAGUCAAUGCUUCAGAAAUCCCAACCAGAAGAUGAAGUGUACAACAUGCUGGAUAGUGCUUCAAAAGUGAGACCACUAGCACCUCCUAGAAGGACGUCUGAACAGCUGACGUAUGAAACCAACAUGUACAAUACAUUGGAUUCGUCUAGUCUGGGAAAUUCUGCACUGCAUACAACACAACAAGGCAGUGAUGAAAUGUAUAAUACACUUAAUGUAGCAAGAGGAGGUACAUCUCCAAUUCCAAAUCGACCGAAAAGUUGGACUGCAUCAUCAGGCAUAGGUGAUGAGAUGUAUAAUACACUGGGCAAUAAAACUAUGGCCUCUAUUUCCCCCAGAGAUGAUGACAACAUGUAUGAUACACUUGAUAAAACAAGAGGUAAACCUAGUCCAAGUGUGCCUGUUCCAACUCAAAGAUCAUUUCUCACUACCAGUAACCCUGCCAGAAAAGAUACCUUAGGGUUGAAAGGCAACUCUACUUCCUUGUAUCAUUCAACACGCUGUCCCUUAGAUGUCUCAUCAUCGCCAGCAAAGACUCCUCAAUUCACAUCUUCCUUGGAUGACCCCGACUCUUAUGCAAGCAUCAGUUAUUCAGCUCUGUUGUCCCCUAAAGGAACACAGAAAAAUCCUCCAAUCCCAGUGAAAAGAUCAAGUCCUUGCAAGACUAGAAAAACUAGUGCCCCUGAUGUUUUGUCAUUUUCAGGACAUACUGGUCUGAAGGAUGUUAGGAAGCAAGGGAAAGGAAAUGUUUCAAAUUUGAAGGCUUCCCUGGAAGCAGGAGGUUUAGAUUUGACCAAACAACCAAGGAAACCCAAAAUGCUCUCCAGAGAAGGAAGUGAUGAUUUGUCUCCAUAUGAAGAGAAUGCAGAGCAAAGAGGCAGUGAGGUCUUGGCAGAAAAUGCUUCUGUUGGUGGGACUUUACCCAACAAACCUGGAAGGUCAUUAUCAUCACUGUCUGAUCACGGGGAGGAUAUUUAUGACAAAUUACAACACACAGCACAGGUCAAACCCAAGUCUUCACAAAUCACCAAAGCUAAAAAAAGUCCAAAGAAACAUUAAGUAUUUGUAGUUGUUGGUAAAUAUUUAGGCUCUCUUGCUAGAGCCAAAAGCAUUUCACAACUAUGUAGACUGAGAACUUGCAAAAUGCAAAUUCAGUUAUCUGUUGGAACUUACAAGAUGCCUAGUAUGCUAUUUUGUUAUCAGUGCUAUUGUUUUUUUUAUAGAUAGAUAUGAUAGAUAUGUUUACAAUCAACACUUUUGCAGGCAGAGCUGAAAUACAGUGUGGGUCAGAAAAUUAUACACACAAUAUACUGGUAACAAUGAUAUAAAUAACACUGAUAAUAUUUCAGCAAUUUCUCAUGUGUGAAUAAUAUAAAUAACCCUUAAUAAAUAAUAUUUCAACUGCAUGUACAACAAUUUCAUUACAUUAAAAAAUUAAUCAUAAAUAUGCCCUCAAAGGUUAUUCCUUAUGGGGAAGAAUUAUUAGUACAGAAAGCUGUGAAUCUAUCUGUCCUAACUCUGGGUCUCUCUACAAAGAGGCAAUCCCCUGAGCAAAGAUUGUAACCAUGAGGAACUACUUCCUCCAUGCAAAGAGACCCUAAAAGUUCAGUAUUAGGAAGGUCCUUGACAAACCUGAUGCAGGCAAGAUCCCUGUGCUGACUUAGGUAAGGAAGGCAGACAAAGCUAAGGAUUCCUCAUAACCAUUAUCUGGAAAGAUAGUCCACAAUGCCCUCCUCUGAACAGCUUCAAUAAGAUCAGAUAGAUAGUCAGGUAGAGCUGCCCACACAGGUGAGGCAUAUUCAACAAUAGAUCUGAUUAAUGAGCAAUAUAUCUGCACUAGGUCAGUAUGAUGGAGCCCUGACUUCUUAAAUUUAAGGCCUACAGCCUCUUAUUAGCCCCUCUAACAAUAUACUCAACAUGCUUGGUUCCACUUGAGGUCAUUGGGUAUAUAUAUAUUAUAUAUUUUGCACCAAUUUGUUUUGAUAGAGGAAAAGAUUAAUUUGAUUUUAUAAAUAUUUGUAAUGAUGACUUGUUUUGAAUAGUACUGGAAUGCUUGAAUUCACAUGGGUGCCAUGCCCUCCUCUAAAAUUUAUUUUUAUCAAUCAUUUACGAGCCAUCUCAACAAAAUUGCCUAAGCGUUAUUCUCAUUUCCUAUUUUACUUGACACUAACUUCACAUGGUGUACUGAAAAGGAGAUCCGGCAACUUUACAGGCCAGUGAGGUAUGGGGCCUUUUGCAAAAUACUGGUUAAGUUUAAGAUCAACUUCUGACUGAUUAGGCUCCAUGUUCAGGUGUAGCCAGCCAACUAGAGGUAGUUUCUCCAAUAUUUCAACAUCUCUGCAUUCAUUACUGACUCACUAGUGGGAUAUAGAUAGAGGGAUCCCUUUUCUUUUUCCAUUUAAUUUGGUUGAAACUCUUUCAAAGAUGUGACUGAACAGAUAGGGUCCAGUCACAAAAUUUUGAAAUAAUUUCAGGUUUAAUCUGUAAAUACUUCCACGAAUGCAGAUAUUUGCCUGUUACUGAAUUGUUAAAGACAUGGAGAAAAAUGUUUUUUUCAUUUUUUAUUGUUUUGUUACAUUAAUAAUUUUAUAUUACUACAAUAUUAGACUGAAAAUAAAAAAAAAUGGAACAAAACAGUAGAUUAUUGCUGAAAUUUCGGUAGUUUCAGGUAACAGAUAUGUUGAGCAAAAAUUAUAAAACCAUGAAAACUAUUUUUUCUUGAAAGAAUGCACAUACUUAUUCAUAAUUAUCUUGUUUCAUAAUACUUGGUUAGAAAAUUUGAAAAGGCCAAAGGCUUUUCCAAGAGAGGGAAAAAUAUCAUACUAUUGUCAAAUAUAUUUUAUUACAAACUAUCUCAUCACAAACAAUCAAUGAACAAUGAUAGGGUGAAAAAUUGUUUCUAGAUUUACAAUAAAAGUAAGAAAUUUGAGUAUAUUAGAAUUACUUUCAAGUGGAGAUUUAUUUCAAAACAACAUAUUUUCACAUAAAAGUAACGGCACAACAUCUUCAACUAGAAUCAUAAAUAUAUAAAUAAAAUUUGUUUUGAAUACUUCUAAGAAGAAAAACCAGAGGCUCAGGGUAAAAUAUCUUUUGAUUUUUUCUGGCUUUUUUCUAAAUUAUUUAGCAUAUCAUGUAUUGACACAUUCAAAGGAACUUAAUAUUCAAAUUACCAACCAAAUCUUCCUUGAGGCCCAAGAGAUAAGGUUUCAUAAAUCCUUCUUUGGUAAGAGCUCAUGGUAAGGUUAACCACUAAUUUGACAAGUAUCUUGUAGCACAAAGUUGCAGUGACUUUAGAUUUAGGUAUCUAUAGAAUUUAAUUUGUUAACUAAGAGAGCAAAAUCUAUUUUUGAUAAUAAAGUAAAUGAACUCUU
Molecule: messenger RNA, 4860 nt
Organism: Stylophora pistillata
Lineage: Eukaryota; Metazoa; Cnidaria; Anthozoa; Scleractinia; Pocilloporidae
Biological process (GO): cell surface receptor protein tyrosine kinase signaling pathway
Cellular component (GO): cytoplasm
Source: RefSeq, a predicted model, not a curated record